This is a messenger RNA of Fragaria vesca subsp. vesca, 3277 nucleotides long. RefSeq names its product pentatricopeptide repeat-containing protein At5g67570, chloroplastic-like. Gene Ontology annotation, cellular component: chloroplast. The coding region runs from base 185 to 3142 and encodes 985 amino acids. The transcript has 15 exons. The record is from RefSeq and is a predicted model, not a curated record. Lineage: Eukaryota; Viridiplantae; Streptophyta; Magnoliopsida; Rosales; Rosaceae. Gene Ontology annotation, molecular function: protein binding. Gene Ontology annotation, biological process: chloroplast organization.
UGUGAAUCAUAUUUAUAGUGGAUUCAUUAUUGGUAGGAAGGAAGAAGAACAGAGUAGGGAGGGAAAGGAAGAAGCUUUUUUCUUCUCCAAAUCCAAAAAAGAGAGCUCUCUCGAUUUGGAGGAGAGAUCUUUCUCUCUCUCUAUACACACAUCACUGUAUCGCCUCUCUCUGCAGAUUCCUAUAAUGGGUUUGUGGGAGGCCUUUCUCAAUUGGCUCCGUAGCCUCUUUUUCAAGCAGGAAAUGGAGCUAUCUUUGAUAGGACUUCAGAAUGCUGGAAAGACUUCUCUUGUAAAUGUUGUUGCAACUGGCGGAUACAGUGAGGACAUGAUCCCCACGGUAGGAUUCAAUAUGAAGAAGGUAACCAAAGGGAAUGUUACAAUAAAGUUGUGGGAUCUUGGAGGUCAACCCAGGUUUCGUAGCAUGUGGGAGCGAUACUGUCGUGCAGUUUCUGCUAUAGUCUAUGUUGUUGAUGCUGCUGAUCCUGAUAACUUGAGCACCUCAAGAGGGGAGCUUCAUGAUUUGCUUAGCAAAUCUUCACUUAAUGGUAUCCCAUUGCUGAUCCUGGGUAACAAGAUUGAUAAACCAGGAGCUCUGAGUAAACAAGCUUUGACUGAUGAAAUGGGACUCAAGUCAAUUACUGAUAGAGAAGUAUGUUGCUUCAUGAUCUCAUGCAAGAACUCCACCAACAUAGACUCGGUUAUUGAUUGGCUUCAACUCCAGAAACACAACCGCAAACUCAACCGCCUCAACCAACAAGACCCACCUCUCUCCGAGUCUCAAAGCCAAGCCCUUUUGGAAGAAACCCACUUCCAAACCCUCAAAGCAGAGUACAGGGGAUUCACCAGAGCCGUCAGAUCAAAGAAUGAAUUGACGGUUGGGAUGCCUUGGGAGGGUGUGGAGAGAAUUGGGUUCAGGGAGCUGGCGAGUGGUGCUGGGGAGUAUGGUGGGGAGAAGCUGAAGAGGGAGGAGCUGAACAAGUUGAGGGAAAUGUUCGAAACCCGAAAAAGGGAGGAGAUGAAAUGGGUGUUGGAGGAUGAUGUGGAGAUGAAUGAGGAGUGGUUUGAUGAGGGGAGUAAGGUUUGGGACCCGCCUAAGAGGCGGCGCAGCGAGAGGGAAGUGGUUGAGUUUCUUGUUGAGAGGCUUAGUGGGACAGAGUUUACAAUGAGGGACUGGAAGCUUUCGAGGAUGAUGAAGCAGUCGGGUUUGGAGUUCAGUGAGGGUCAGGUUCUGAAGGUUCUGAAUGGGCUUGCUGCUAAGAAAUGUUGGAAGCAGGCAUUGGCUGUGGUGGAAUGGGUUUAUAAGGACAGGGGUAAUAAACACUGCAAAAGCAGGUUUGUAUACACAAAGCUUUUGGCAAUUCUUGGGAAGGCAGGAAGGCCCCAGGAAGCUCUUAACAUUUUCAACAUGAUGCGUGGAGAUUGUCAUAUAUAUCCAGAUAUUGCUGCCUAUCAUAGCAUUGCUGUUACACUCGGUCAAACAGGUCGUCUGAAGGAAUUACUAAAAGUUAUUGAAUGCAUGAGGCAGAAACCUGUCAAAAUAAAUAGAAAUAUGUUUCGCAACUGGGACCCUAUCCUUGAACCCGAUGUAGUAGUGUAUAAUGCUAUACUGAAUGCUUGUGUUCAAUCUCAUCAGUGGAAGAGUGUAUAUUGGGUGUUUAACCAGUUGAGAAAGAGUGGUCUGAAACCUAAUGGAGCAACUUAUGGGCUUGCUAUGGAGGUAAUGCUGCAAUCUGGAAAGUAUGACCUCGUGCAUGAGUUAUUUAGAAAAAUGAAAAAAAGCGGAGAAGCUCCGAAAGCUCUUACCUAUAAAGUUAUUGUUAGAGCUUUAUGGUGUGAAGGAAAAGUGAAUGAAGCUAUUGAAGCAGUCAGGGACAUGGAACGAAGGGGAGUGGUUGGGACUAGUGGCGUAUAUUACGAGUUAGCUUGUUGCCUUUGCAAGAGUGGUAGGUGGCAGGAUGCUCUGUUACAGGUUGAGAAGAUGAAAAAUGUAACUAAUACUAAACCUUUGGAGGUCACCUUCACAGGCAUGAUAAAAUCUUCCAUGGAGGGUGGACAUAUUGAUGACUGUGUAUCCAUAUUUGAACACAUGAAGAACCAUUGCAGCCCUAACAUAGGGACAAUAAAUACAAUGUUGAAAGUCUUUGGACACACUGAUAUGUUUUCCAAAGCUAAAGAAUUGUUUGAAGAAACUAAGGCUGCUAAAUCUGAUUCUGACCCUUCGCUGGAAGGUGGUGGUAGUUCUCUUGUGCCCGAUGAGUACACAUAUACCUCAAUGCUCAAGGCAUCUGCCAGUGCUCUGCAAUGGGAAUACUUUGAAUAUGUGUACAAGGAGAUGGCUCUCUCAGGAUAUCAAAUAGAUCAAAGUAAAAAUGCAUCAAUACUCAUGGAAGCAUCCAGAGCUGGGAAGGGGUACCUACUAGAGCAUGCAUUUGACAGAACAUUGGAAGCCGGUGAAAUCCCCCAUCUAUUGUUCUUUAUUGAAAUGGUAUAUCAAGCAACAGCUCGGCAUGAUUACAAGAGAGCGGCAACUCUGGUUAAUACAAUGGCUUAUGCCCCAUUUCAAGUCAGUGAAAGGCAGUGGACAGAUGUUUUUAAGAAAAAUGAAGACGGGAUCAGUCAGGAUGGUUUAAAGAAACUGCUGGAUGCUCUAGAGCAUUGUGAUGUAACAUCGGAAGCCACACUCUUAAACUUGAAAAGGUCUUUGCAAAGUCUCUGUUGGUCUUAUACAUCAAGAGACUUCUCAGAUUCUGUAUCAGUAUCAUCUUUAAAUGAUAAUGAUGAGGGAUCUGACGAUAAUGAAGGGCUCAUUACGCCAAAUCAUUAUUUAGGAUAUAUUAAUGGUAAGAUGAGUCCUGGCACUGACCCUCCUGAUGACAGUAGUGAUGCUCCUGUCAAUGAAUUUCCUCACCGCAGUAGUACCAGGAGAGAUGUUGCGGCUGAUAUAGAGAUAGUUUCCAGGCCAUUGGAUUAUAUUUCUGAUGGAGGACUAGAAUCGACAGAAAUUGAUGAGGAAAUCGAAGCACUGAUAUAUAAAGAUGAUUCUCACAAAUCUCAUCUGCCCUCAGCAAAGGAAAUAAUGAAAGAUUGGAAGGAACGAAGGAAAAAGGGUGGGAUACUCGUUCCCUUUCAACUCGGCAUGUAAAUAAGAAAAGUAUCGACGGGUAUGCAUCAGCUCCCCCAAUAUAUGUAAAAAUGCAAAUAAUUUUGAGGAAAUCAUUAAUCAUGUAUUCUUUCUUCCAGAAACUCUUGUAUAUUAUUUCUAUAUAUGAAUAGCAAG